Molecule: messenger RNA, 495 nt
Organism: Gordionus sp. m RMFG-2023
Lineage: Eukaryota; Metazoa; Nematomorpha; Gordioida; Chordodea; Parachordodidae
Product: zinc finger CCHC domain-containing protein 9-like
Exons: 3
Coding region: 1-495 (164 amino acids)
Molecular function (GO): nucleic acid binding; zinc ion binding
Source: RefSeq, a predicted model, not a curated record
AUGAGAAGGAGUCGCAGCGUAAGAAUUAAAGGACAAACUUUGACCAUUGAGGGACAUAAUGGAGAAGAGGAUAUGAUGGGCAAAGUUACUUGGUUACCGGUUCAGGAGUUAAUUAAAGGAGAGUCCAGAGAAAAUUCUCGGGGAAGGAAAGUAGAAUUAAGACAAAAUUUUGAAUCGCGGGAAAGAGGGGUAAUGAGUUGUUAUAAUUGCGGUAAACCAGGUCAUAUGCUCAGAGAUUGCAGGGAGGCGAAAUGUUUUGGUUGUGGAAAAUUAGGACAUAUAACCCCUUACUGUCCGGAUAGACAAGAGAGAUUAAGAUGUGCUGGUUGUGGUAGGUUUGAGCAAAGGAGGAAUAGAGGGAUGAAUCCAAACGCUUUAAAUGUGAGGACUAUUGAGCGGGAGAGAGAGGAAGAGGGACGGGCAAUUAAUAUCGGGGAGUUAGAGGAGAAAAAUAUGGAAUUGCCGAAAGGGUGGGCAUGUUGCGAGGGAUUGUGA